Molecule: messenger RNA, 1636 nt
Organism: Dendroctonus ponderosae (mountain pine beetle)
Lineage: Eukaryota; Metazoa; Arthropoda; Insecta; Coleoptera; Curculionidae
Product: sialin
Exons: 10
Coding region: 343-1584 (413 amino acids)
Biological process (GO): monoatomic anion transport; transmembrane transport
Cellular component (GO): plasma membrane
Molecular function (GO): transmembrane transporter activity
Source: RefSeq, a predicted model, not a curated record
AACCUUGUGUUUUGCACAUGGCUUAUCCUCUGAACAUCAAUUAAAACCAGUUAUGCUUUUGAUCUAUGUCCAAUCAAAUCGGGCAAAGCUCUGCUCAGUUAGAACUGUGCAGAUGUUGGAUGAUUAGUUUUUCGCGAUACUUCAGUGAUUAGGGAGUUUUUUUUCCCGUAGUCACUAGUUCCGUUUGCUUCUUUAAGUGGCAAUUAAGCACUUGACUCUGCCCAACAUCGCUUCAUCUAGACGCUACCAGUGGCCAAAUAUGUCGGUGAUUAGUUCUCGUUAAGAGUUUUCAGCUGUAUAUACAAUAGUUCGAAGACACACACACACAUUGAUCACUUUACAAUGGAGGAGCGAGUUUAUAGCAACGACCUCACUUAUCCCAAAGAAGCAAAAAAGUGUUUGGUAUACAGAAUUUUUGGACAAGUACCAGCCAGGCUAGUACUCUAUCUCUUAUCAUGGUCCGGUUUUCUGGUUUCUUUUAUGAUGAGAAACGACAUCAAUCUAGCUAUUGUGGCUAUGGUUGCUGAGCCACCUCAUACGGCCAAUUCCUCAGCAGAAUAUUGCUUUGUGGUCGAAGAUAACAACAACACUGCUCCAUUGGAUUAUGGCGGUACUUUGAAUUGGUCAGGCCCAGUCCAAUCCUACGUGUUAGCUUCGUUCUACUGGGCGUACAUAGUGUCCCAAAUAGUUGGUGGACUGGCCACUCAAAAACUGGGAACCAAGCGCGUGUUUGGCUAUUCUCAGCUUGCCACCGCCUUAUCCAGUCUGUGCAUUCCAAUUGCUGCGGAAAGCCAUUUCGGCUUCGUGAUCGCUUUACGAUUCGUCCAAGGAUUCGCAUCGGGGCUGACAUGGCCUGCUAUGUACGCGCUAGUGGGGCACUGGAUCCCUGUGCCAGAAAGAAGUCGAUUCAUGUCCAGUUUUCAAGGUUUUAGCAUUGGAAUAGGAGUAACUUAUCCCCUAUGCGGAUUUCUGAUCGCUCAUCUCGGCUGGAGAUCGGUGUUUUAUACUACCGGUUCCAUUGGCGUCGCAUGGUGCCUUAUUUGGUACCUGCUCGCCUUCGAUAGUCCAGAAACUCAUCCACGAAUCAGUUUAAGGGAACAAAAAUACAUUAGAGAAAAUACUGUGAAUACCUAUGAAAAUUCCAGGCAGCAGCAGGUGCCCUGGAAGUCCAUACUUACUUCGAAAGCCGCUUGGUCCAUUGGAAUCACCACCUUUGGACGAAUUUGGGUCCAUUAUACGUUCAUCAUUUCAGGACCAACUUAUAUGAAGCGAAUUUUGGGAUUUAGCAUAGAGAAGAACGGUCUACUAUCGGGGGCGCCAUUUAUCUGCAGUUACAUCGCAUCAGUGUUUUUCUGCUACAUUGCCGAUAAAUUAGUGACUGGAAACUACAUGUCUCUAACUAACGUUCGGAAACUCAUGACCGCUCUCUCUCAAGUAGUUCCUGGCGCUUUGGUCCCAUUGGUCAGCUAUUUGGGGUGUGACAUUGAACUGGUUCUGGUUGUAUGGUUUAUUGCCGUCACCAUGAUUACAGCUUCUUAUGCUGGACGACCUAUUCACUACAGAGGGGGCUUUUGUCGAUUUUAGUUCGACUUAUUCACUGCAGAGGGCGCUUUGGUCGAUGUUAGCUCGACCUAUA